Molecule: messenger RNA, 1335 nt
Organism: Colletotrichum phormii
Lineage: Eukaryota; Fungi; Ascomycota; Sordariomycetes; Glomerellales; Glomerellaceae
Exons: 5
Coding region: 1-1335 (444 amino acids)
Source: RefSeq, a predicted model, not a curated record
AUGGUCGGCCUAUGUUUUGUCGCAUUUCGCUGGCAAAGUAUCUUGGCUUUACUAUCAAGCGUUUCCCUUUCUACCGCACUAUCCAUCCCGGAUGGGAGCAAUACGCACGACUCUUCACUCCCUUCUCGCGAGGCCGAGAGAAUAGUGCCAGAAUAUGUCACUCGUCAUGCGCCGUUGGUAUGGCUUCACUCUGACGACCCAUUCCGGCCGGCAGACAUACUCGGACAUGUACGCCAUACGACGCCGAUGGUGCAUAUGGAGCCUAUCAAGGGACUGCCAGAACUUAAUCUCGACAAUCUGGCGAUGCUAAACGACUAUUGGAACAACGGUCCAGUUUCGCUGACUGCAAACGGCGACAUCACCAGUCUUCCCACUUGGCUCUUAGGAGAGACACCAGACGAGUCCGGCAAGCUCCAUAAUGCCACCUCUUGCGUUGUAAUCACCGUUGAUAGGGGUUCAGGAGAUCUGGAUGCCUUUUACUUCUACUUCUACUCGUAUGAUCAAGGGGCAAACAUUACUCAAGUUCUUCCGCCUAUGAAUGGAUUGAUAGAAGACACUGAGCAUGGAAUGCACUUUGGUGAUCAUGUUGGCGACUGGGAGCACAACAUGAUUCGAUUUUACGACGGGAAACCUACCGGUAUUUACUACAGCCAACACUCCUCAGGCUCUGCCUACAAGUGGGAUGACAAGGCUCUAUCCGUGGAGGAUGGACGGCCUGUCGUUUACAGCGCAUGGGGUUCUCACGCAAAUUGGGCAUCUCCUGGUGACCACGUCCACGAUUCGGUUCUGCUCGACUACUGUGACGCAGGUCAAAUUUGGGAUCCCGUAUCGUCAGCAUAUUACUACAAAUUCGAUCCCGAAACAUCGCUUCUGACGAGUAUCUUUCCCGUUGGCAAGGAAGUCUCCAACAAUCUUACAUCCUUCUUAUACUAUUCAGGGAUAUGGGGAGACUUUCAAUACCCCGACGAUCAUCCACGCCAGAAAAUCGUACCGUACUUCGGUCUGAAACGCUACGUCUCCGGCCCAACGGGGCCGACAACGAAGCAGCUCGUCAGAAAAGGGCUCUUCCCCGACCAUCCAGAAAGGAAGAAUCUCUUGCAGUGGGGGGUUGGCGUCUUCAUGUCGCUAUAUCCAUGCUGUUUUCGGGGCUGGAGAGCUUGGAUCUCGGGCCUCGCCUUCAUCGGGUUAUUGGUCUGCCUUGUACUCGGAAUCAAACGCUCUUUGAAAUGGCUGAGGACACGGAAAGAGGGGUAUAAGAAGAUCAGCAACGAAGAAAGCAUACCAUUGCGUGAAUUGGAUUAUCUAGAUGAUAGAAGUUUACACCACCGCGACUAA